Molecule: messenger RNA, 1614 nt
Organism: Penicillium samsonianum
Lineage: Eukaryota; Fungi; Ascomycota; Eurotiomycetes; Eurotiales; Aspergillaceae
Product: trypsin-like serine peptidase
Exons: 5
Coding region: 1-1614 (537 amino acids)
Biological process (GO): proteolysis
Molecular function (GO): serine-type endopeptidase activity
Source: RefSeq, a predicted model, not a curated record
AUGGAAACACACAUAACCCAGCAGGGUGAGGGGAUUAAAACGCGUCGGGUACUCCCAACGGACGAAAGUGGGAACUACCAUGCCGCUGUUCUCGGUGCAGCCUUGGUUCAGCUUUACGUCUUGACAAGGGAUAUACAGAUUCAAGACAGACACAGACGUGAGGAUAUCAAUACCGCUCUGGAUCCUGCCGAUACUCUUCACGAAUUGGCCACCGCGUAUAUCGACCAUGUUCAACUGCAAACAGAUCUUUCAAAUCGUUCAAUGAGAGACACAAGCUCGAGAGCAAAAAUGUCCACCGAAGGGGCCUUGAAGUCGGAACUCGGGUCUGAUUACGACGGAUUCAUUGACAGUCGGGAUUUCGUCGAUACAUCGGUUGUACGUCUGAUGCGGGAGAUUAGCAUCAAAAAGCCUAAGAGGCGGUUGCGAAGGCUCUUGAUAAGGGAUAAGCAUCAACAGUUCAAUACCAACUACCGUCGAUUAAUGGAAGAACUUCGGCCAGAAAAUGGUGCUACUCCUACGCGGGAUAUCAAGUCAAUUGACGAACUCAUCCAGGACCCACAGAAACGCCAAAAUCUCUUUGAAACCAUCAGCGAACUUCUGACAUAUUUUCAGGAAAAAGAUCUGAUGCAUGAUAAGAAAUUCUCAUUCCAGGACGUCAUAUGGACUGGGACGCCUUCUGAAGAAAAGUUCUACACCAAGCUGGUCAAGCAUAGUAGUAUUCAGCGAGAGCUGAAGCUAGGGCGGCAAGUGCGGCAACUUGAAGCACGUAACCGUCACCUCAACAAUCCGCAAAUCAAGGUUGAGGAAACGGACUACGCCCUCGGAGGCAAAUACAGUGCCGUCUGCAAGUUGGAGAUAAAGUAUUACUCAUCUAAGUGGAAUAAAUCGCCUCAGCCAGCAGUAAUCGGCGAAGCGAGCGGCUGGCUCUAUAACGAUACUACCGUCGUUACCGCAGGGCAUUGCGUUUUUAGUAACGACAGUAAAACGGACGACGAAUACGGCGAAACUUAUGCCGUCGACAUCGACGUUUAUCUUGGAUAUAAUCCAUCGGGGCACUCUGAGCGAAGAAAAGGGACUGGGAUCAUCGUCCAUAGGUCCUGGUACGAAAUUCAGGAUAGUCGGUGCGACAUAGCGGUUAUACGUCUCGAAAAGUCCUUUACUACGGGAAAGCCGUUUAACGUUAAGAAUCCUACUCCCACACUCAACGGCGAGAACCUAUGUAUAGUUGGAUAUCCAAGUGACGUACCGCCUUUGUCCAGGGAGUCUAAGAACACGGCGGGAAAAGUCAUGUACCAAAGCAAUUGGAACACGACCUUUGAAUACCCGGAAAAAGGUCUGAGAUAUCGUGCUGAUACUGCCCCAGGAAACUCGGGAAGUCCCGUGCUGCUCCAGGGAGGAGUGACUGACAAUUCGGGGACAUCGCUCAGUGCUAUUGCUGUCCACGCUUUUGGAGAAGCGGGCGGUUGUAACGGAGCCACACUAUUAGGCUAUAACGGGAACCGUCUCCGAGCGUUUGCAACGGGGUUCCCUGAAGACGACCAGCAGCGUGGAGGUGAAAUCACGUCCGACGGAAAGCCUGUCGUCUCCUUUUUCGAUUUGAUUAACGUGCCUUAG